CGUUUAAUGAAUGUGAAGGUCAUAUGGAUGAUUUGGAUCUACCAAAAGAUGCAAAAUACAAAAGCUUUAUUGCGCAAGUUGAUAAGUCCCUCAAAAGUUUUGAAUACUCUACGGAAUGGGCUGACCUUAUAUCUGCUCUAGGACGGCUGAUUAAAGUCAUUCAGUCAAAUACAAAAUGUGGUUACGUUCCUCGAAGUUUUGUUAUUGGUAAACGUCUCGCCCAAUGUCUUCAUCCUGCUCUACCGGCUGGUGUUCAUUGCAAAGCGUUAGAAUGUUACGACGUAAUUUUCCGCACUAUUGGACCUGAACGUGUCGCCUAUGAUUUGUAUGUUUAUGGUCCAGGCUUGUUUGCGCUACUAGAGCCAUCUGCUAUGACGGUUAAGUCACCGCUGUUUGAUAUUUAUGAAGAACACUUGCUUCCUCUUGGGAAAUUGCUUCAUCCAUCAUUUUUAGGACUCUUAAAGGGCUUGCUACCGGGUUUGGAACCAGGCGCGGAAUUCUCUGAACGUGGAAAUCGAAUGUUAGAAAUGUUCAGUUCCUCUGUGGGAUCUGCAUUCUUUUAUACGUGUUUGUGGGAGCUUCUAAUUCGAUGUCCAUCUAUACGACAAUAUGGAAUUUCAUUUAUACUCAAUCAUUUAAACAAACGUAAAUCAUUAGAUAGUCAAAGUUAUAUUUAUGGUUUAGAUAAAAAUAUUCUUGUAGAGAGUUUAUGUUGUCUAUUCGGUGACAGUGUUCUACUAGUACAACGUGAUGCCCUUGAUUUUAUUCUGUUAGCAUUACCAAUACAUUUUUAUUCGAAAACAACAGAGCGUAAUCCAUUUCAGUUUAUCACUAACAAAUCGUUAACAGUGAAAGAUUUCGCUAUGUUAUGUACAGCUUCGUUGUCUAUUUUACUACGUCGUGAUGCAUCUUUGAAUCGUCGUUUAUUUAUUUGGCUUAAAGGUAGCCAGUCAGUUGAGGGAAUGGUUGUGGAUAGUUUAGAUAACCCAUUAAUGACAUGGGCAGACAUAGUCAUGGAUAAAGUGGAUGAUAAACAUGUAUUGGCAUUAAAUGAUAAAAAUGAAAAUAAUAGUCAACGUUAUUUUAAAUUAUACUCACAAAUAAUUCUUACAGAAGCUGUACGUCGUUUAAUCUAUAAUCCUACUUGUUUGCCUAUUCCAUGUCAAUUCAAUGAAAAUCAUUUGAAUUUUUCUGCUAAAUUCACAUUUGGAUCAGAUUUAUCUGCAUUAGUUAUAGAACGAAGCAUUUCCGAGCGUCCAUUUCGUGUUUUAGUCGGUCUAACUGAUCAUCGAGAUAUAGCUCAUGGACUUUUAGAUAAUUUAUUAUUAGAUAUAAUGUGGUAUACUUAUGAAGGUUAUUUAAAAUUACGUUGGCAAACUACAUGUUGUUUGAUGAAUUCAAACCAAAUCAAUAAAUCAUCACAUCGUGAUUCAACAUUAACUAUAUCAGAUUUAGUAAAUCGACCAAGUUUAUGUGAUAAACAAUUACCAAGUAAUAUGACAAAUCUAAUUAAAGAUUAUAUUUUAAUUCGUGAUAGUGCAAAACCAUCGAGUUUACGAACAGAUAAUCAAGGUAGAAAUUUAGAAUAUAAUGGAACAACUUUAGUCGAUAGAGAAGAUUCAUUACCUUCAAAUGAUUCAAAUAUCAAUAAGAUUUCAAUACAACAUUCUAAUAAUCAUACAACUAUUACUACUACUAAUACUACUAAUAAUAAUGUUGUUGAUGAAUUCUUACGUACAUCACAUUUAUUUUUCAGUAAUAUAAGUAGUGAAUUUUUAUGGAAAUUUAUUGAAAAUCAAUUUACUGAGUUAUUGAAUUUAUCAUCAACCAUAACAGUCAAUACAAUCGGAUCAAUGAAUAUACAUCCUAAUAAGAUUAUGUCAUCAUCAUCAUCAUCAUCCAUUGAAUAUGAUAAUUGGCAACAAUCAUCAUUGAAAUUAUCAUUAAUUCAAUGGUGUUCUAUAAUAAAUUUCUUUUUGAAUUGUUUACCAAUUGAUUUGUAUCCUAAUGUUCGUAGUCUAUAUCUUCCACAUUUAAUUAUUCAUUUAACUAAUUGUUUAGUUGAAAAACUUCGAGUUAAUUGUAAACUACAUUAUCAUGAUCAAUCUUUAUUAUCACAGGAAGGUAGUUUUUCAGAGUAUAAAUUAACAUCUUUAGAAUGGGCUAGUAUAAUCAAUUGUUUAGAUACGAUUGUACAUCAUAUUCGUGAGUAUGCAGUGACAAUAUUUGAUCAGUUAUCGAGUCCAGUCAAUUUAAAACGUCAAGAGGAAUUAUUAUUAUCAAAUAACAGUAAUAAUAAUAAUAAUAAUUGUGGUCAAUAUAAUGAAAUCAACAGUAAUGAUAGUAUUGCUGAUAGUCAGGAUAAUCAAAUUUCUGAGGAAUUAAUGAUGAUUGCUAAAGCAGUUGGUCAAUUUCGACGAUUUCUUGGCAUAUUCUGUAUUCAUGUCUUAAAUUUUUCACCAGUUAAAAUGAAUGAAUUUCUUCGAAAAAUUUGUACGGAACAAUUUGAACAUGAUUCUAGUAUCAUUUCGAAUGAAGGAGAAAUAAACAAAAUGAAUGAUAAUAAUGAUAAUAACAAUGAAGACAAAGAAGGUGCUAAAGAAAAAUCUCAUGAAAAAUCUGUAUUGAAACAUAAUCAUCAAGUGUUAUUACCAUCGUCUUCAGUCAGUUGUAUAGAUCUUUUUGCACAAAUUUGCCGUCUUAUUGUGGAGAUGUCCAGUUUUCCUUUAUCUAUUAUGCAUCAAUUUAAAAAUUCAUCAAUGUCACCUAGAAUAAUUUCUACCAGUAAUUCUGAUCUUAGUAUUUUAGAUUUAUUCGGUGGUGAACUUAUACGUCAUGCUGAUACAGGCUCUUUAGAAAAGAACUUUACCGCUGGUUCGCAGCAGCCUGUACUAAACAAUUAUCAUUGUUAUUUUCACUACAGUUUGGGUCGUUUCAUUCUACCACAAUGGCUUGUUUGUUUAUUGUAUGCAUCAUGUGAUCUAGAUAAUUUCAAUAUUAAGUCAAUUGCUUUGUAUACACUGAUUGAAUUAUUUCAUGCAGCUGUUUCUAUUCACGGUUGGAGUACAGAAUUGAAGUAUUAUUCUAAUGACAUCAAUACUAAUAAUAAUAAUAAUAAUAAUAAUAAUAAUAAUAAUAAUAAUAAUAAUAAUAGUGCUGGACAGAUCCAUCCAGGAAACAAUAAUGAGAAUGGUGAUAAAGUACUUCCCAUAGAUGAUAAACAUGAAGCAAAUCGUGGAAUGCGUUUAGUAUUUCCUGUGCUAAGUGGAGAAUUGAUGUCAUAUCUUUCUCAAAAGACAAAUUUAUUCAUGUACUUGGGUGUUUCAUUAUGGCGUUAUCUAUCACCAGAAUAUUCUACUUAUCAUGAUGAUGCAACAAGUUUACUUGUUCGUCUACAUCAAUUAGCUCCUCCAUUGCCAAAAUCUCUUGCUUGUCAAUUAACUCCCAGAAUAUCAGGAAUCACAUCUACUAUCAGUUCUUGUAUUGAAGGCUUCAUUCUUUCUCAAAUGCUUUCAUCUGAUUUAGAUAUUAAAAUAGAUGCACAUUCACGUUUUAUUUUACUGUGGCAUUUAUUGAGAUACUAUGGAUCACGUGUUCAAUCAAAUAUUCAUCCAUUGACAAACACUUCAACUAGUAAUUCAGUUCAUCAGUUUCCGGUUACUAAACGAUCAUUACAUUCUUCAGUUCAUGAUUCUUUUAGACUAAGUGGUGUAUCCAAUUUCAUAGCGGCUGUAUCAUGGAGACGUGCAUUUCUUGGUUUGACUGGAGACAAUAAAGUUGGCAACAGUGAUUUAUCAUCUCCUGGUUUAGGUUUGUACGAUAUUCCUUUCUAUAGAUGUACAUUACUCCUAUUGGAUAAUUUAGAUUAUGAUAAUCCAUUGGGUCCAAUGAGGUCAAUUGGUUUAACAAGUCUAUCACAAUUGAAUCUAAAUAUCAAUAAAAGACAAAUAAAUAAAAAUGAUCAAAAUAUUAAUAACAAUGAAGUAUUUCAUCAAAUUGAUCAUUCAAUUAAUUAUGGAAAUUCUAUACUAAGAGAACAAUCUAUUCUAUGGAUAGAGAAAGCUUUAAGAACUGGUCAAAUAGAUCGUUUGAUUAUACCAAUUUUAGCUAUAUUAUUACAUCCUGGAACAGCUAGAAUUAGUUUAAAAUCCCAUGUAUUAAGACAUUAUUGUCAACAGAUUAAAGUGUCAAAAUCUAAGAAAUUAUUGAAUGGUCCUUUAAAAUCAGUUGAUACAACAGACAUUGACUGUAAACCGCCUUCAUAUGAAGAAGUUGUUAAUAAAAUGAAUACAACUAGUAUUAAUUCUGAAUUUCCACAUAUUAACACUGUUCACACAGAAACACCAUUUAAUCUAAUGAAUUCAAUCCGUGAAAAGUUUCAACGAUUUCAUUCUACGACGGAAUUACUAAAUAAAACAGAAGUAACAAAUGAAAUAAAUACUUCUAAACAACAAGCUGCUGAAGCUGUUCUCAACUCUGUCCUAUCGAUGCGUUUAAUGAAAGAUGAAAAAAAUCAUUCAUUGUUAGAUUAUGUAACAGAUUGGCAUCAUGAUUCUAGAACACUUUCAAUGUUACCUGUCAAUGAACAUUUGUUAGUUUAUCUACAAAAUUAUGAUUCCAACCAAGUGAUUUAUGCUUUCUCUCGUCUUCGAGCAAUUCUAUCUAUAGCUCCUGCUUUAUUUGUUCGUUCACUUGCAUCAUGUACAAUCAAUUCAAUGUUUAGUUUCAAUUUAUAUGGUUUAAAAUUUAUUGAACUUUUAUCAAGACAUCGUCGUUCUAUGGCUGGUUGUAAUUUUUUUUCUACUGUCAGUUCAGAAGAAUUAAGUCAAUCACAACAAAAUUAUACAAAUUUAUUGGAAUUAAUUAUUGAUUUAUGUUUACAAUAUAUGUGUAGUUAUUUACCUUUUAUUACAAUGAAAACAAUAUCAACUAUCAAUACUACUAUUGAUGAUGAUGAGGAGGAGGAUGAUAACAAUUGUACUAAUUCAUCUAUGAAUAACAUGAAUAAAUGUUCCAUUAAAUUUGGUCAUCGUUUCGGUUAUUCUAAAAGUGAAUUUCAUGCUAAUCAAUUUGUACAGAAUACAGCUGCAGAGAUUUUAACAUUGAUUGUUGAACAAUUAGUAUUGAUACAAGAUGAAUGUUUUAAUCCGUCACUGAUGAACUCAGCUUUAAAGUCCAAUUCCAGUUUAUCCAAUGUUAAGAAUUCCUCUUCUAGUACACGUAUACCAGAAUUAUCAUCAGUAUAUUCAACUGGGUCUACAAAUUCAAAUGUUGUUCCUCCCAAUACAAUUACAUUUUCAUCUAUGAUUCAACAAGCUAAUGGACGUCGUCUUGUACAAAAUACCUUACAUCAUACUUGUAUACCAUCUGUUGUUUUACAUUGUUUAGCCUCUUGUAUUACAAAAGUACAUUGGCCUAAAACAGAUAAAAACUGGUCGGAUUAUUCAACAUCAAAUGGAAUCAGAAAACUUCCAACAUGUUUACAAUUAAUACUUGUCAAUGAUCAAUUAUCAAAUUUGUCGAAUUCAUUUCAAACUACACAAUUACAAACUUUAUUAAAACUAUUCAAUGUAAUUCUUCAUUUAAAACCAUGGUAUGGUUAUUCUGAUCGUAUGUCUUUAAUGAAAUAUCAUUAUUUAGUACAACAAAAUUGUCAAACAUCAACAGAAUUAUGUAAUACUACUAAUAAUAGUAAUUUAUUAUGGCCAGUAUGUCCAAGUAUAUUACUAUUAGAUAAUGAAUUAACAAGUUAUGAUUUAUUAACUCAUUAUAUCACUGAUAUCUGGUCAAUCGCUUGUAAUCAAUUACCAAAUACAUUAAAUCAUCAAUCAUUAUUUCAUAUCAAUUGUAUAACAACAUUAUGGUGGUCAUCUAACUCGACUAAAACUUCUUCAUGUAUUGAAAAGGAUCAAUUGAAUUUAUUCAUUGAAUUAUUAUCGAUUGGAUUAUCAUCACCAUUAUCAUCAUCAUCAUCAUCAUCGAAUGAUAAUACACCUAAUUAUUCAAGUUUUUUCGUAGCUCGUUUAGAUUUACAUCCAUUAUGGUAUUGUUUUAUAUUUAAAAGUUUAUCUUAUUGGGGUUGGUUUAUUGGAUCAUUAAUACGUGUUACUAUUAAACAAAUAUGUUCAAGUUUAAAUAAACUAUGUGAUCGUGUUUGUCAGAAUAUACAAACACGUUGUAAUAAUAAUAUUAGAAGAUCACGAUUAUCAAAUACAAAUGAAUGGGAGCUUUUACCACCAGACUAUACAUUAACUGUAUUAGCUUUAAUUCAAGGUAUUUGUCAUGCGUUCCUUCUGUCAGUUGGCAAUGCCUCUUUACCGCUUAUGUCAUCUCGAAAAGUGAAUUCAUUGCAACAAACUAGUGCAUCAUUGCGUGGCAGUAAUCCACCAACUGUUAGUCAAUUAACUGGUCUCCCAGAUUCAAUAGAAGGUGCUUUAGAAAUUGCUGAAAUUCUUUAUCAUCACAAAUUGAAUCCACCAAAUCCAAGUGGACCUAUACCAGAAGUUAAUAAUACUGUACCAGCGUUUGAUCCUUUGUUUCCAUCGCCUCUUACAGAGAAUGUUGACCAUUGUCCAAAUACGAAUAAUCCAUCUGUGGACAAUGUUUCAAAUUUGGAACCAUCUGUCAUUUUGACUUCUGGAAUAGGAGAUGAUAAGGUGGAGACAACAGAAAUGUCAGUUCAUUCUCCAAGUUCUACUGUAAUAUUUUUGAAUCGUGCAAAAAACUCUAAAAAUGUCAAUAUUAAAGAUGAUGUAUUAAAUCCUGAAUUGCAUCCUUUUGUUCAAGCUCAAUUGGAGGUAUUACGUUUAAUGCCUGAUAUUAUUUCAAGUAUAGCAUUCCUUUGGAAUACUGUUAAUCAAUCACCAUUUUGUCAAUUACAUAAAGGAAACUUCUACAAAUCUACUUGUACAAUGACUAGUCGUUAUCCAGAUAAAGAACAUUGGUCGUUGUUAAACUCACCUAUUCCUUCUGAAAGUUUAUCUCCAUUAAUUAGCCUUGGUUCAGCUACUCUUGUUCGUGGCGCUAUUCGUCGACUAUUAAAGCCUAUCGCAACACAACAUCCAGAUCUCUUAUUGGUAACAACCGCUGUAGCUUGGCCAAAUACAACUUUUGAUAUUGAAACUGGUGGUCUACUUGCUGGAUUCGAUUCACUAAUAAACUAUGGCCCAUUGGAUAUGCUUAUACCUAUAAGAACAAAAAGAGAUAAUGGUACUUCAGAAAUUUACUCCAUUCCAUUACAUCAUAAACAAUAUAGUUUAUUAGAUUUAAUUAGUGGUCAAACUUAUGAUGAUAAACAUUAUGGUUCUAUAUUAUCAUCUGCAAUAUUAAUUAAUCAUUUACGUGAUAUUCUACGUCGUCCAAUGAAUAAUUCAUUUUUAUUACCAAUUAUUAAUACUAUUCAAUUACAAUAUAAUUUCACUUCAUUAUCAUCAUCAUUAAUGAAUUCAUAUUCACCAUUACAAGAAAUGAAUACAUCAUUAAUAACAAAUGGAUAUAAAUCAAAUACAAAUUCUGGAGUAAAUUUAAUACGUUUACAAACAAAUUUAUUACAUUUAUUUUAUGCAUGGCUUAUUAUGAAACCAGAAUUUAUAUCAUCUGAUUUAUUAUUAAUAUUAAUACGUGAUUUAAUUAAUUUACCAACAAUAAUUAAUUAUAAUAAUACAAAUUUAAUGAAUAUAACAACAACAACAUCAACGACAACCAGUACGACUAAUACUACUAAUACUAAUAGUAGUAGUAUUACAUUGGGUCUUUCACCAGCAGGAAUAUUCAUGCUUAUCAAAAUCUUCAGUAAAUUUUUAGAAACAGCUAAUUUUAGCGAUGAUAAACGAGAACAAAAAGAGUUACAGGAAUUAUGUCAUCGAUUACUUGAAACGACAGCUUCUAUUGCUGCAUCUGCCUUGCAUCAACCAUCAUGGUUUCGUAAGACUUUACAAGUUCGUCAACUCGAUGGUGAUUUGACCAAUUCAUUUACAUAUUCUCAACCUUUAAAUUCUAUCGAUCUAACUGAUCGUAUAUCGCUUUCAGGAUCUGAUGUUUUUGAGUCUAUUAAUAAAUCUGAUCGACUAGGAAAUGGAUCAUCAGAUUUAGCAAAUUCACAUUCUAUUGGACAACUUAACAAUGCAAGUGAUGUAUUGAAUGAUUUAGAGCAAUCUUCUGUAAAAGAUUUAUAUGAUAAAUCAAUAUCAAUACCAUUGCCUUCAUCAUGUUAUUCAAAAUCACGGCAUUCAUCUGUGAAUUUGUUGUCAAAUGAAAUAACACGUAUCCGAAUGCGUAGCGAUGUGACAAUACAAGCUAUUGAGUUGUUAACAGAGAAUAUGGCUAUAUUUUUGGAUUUAGUGUAUAAAAGUGAUGAAAAAGAUCGUGUAACAACAUUUUUAAACAAUAUUUUGUGCAAUAUUUUCCCUUAUCUUCGUGUUCGAACAUUAAGUAAUUCAGAUCAUUUUACUGUAGCCAGCAAAUUAAUUGCAUCGAUUAGUAGUUAUCAAUAUACACGUAAAUCAUGGCGUCGUGAUGUUUUGGAUUUAUUUUAUGAAUCAGUAUUUUUUCAAAUGAGUCCAAUUGCUUUACAAAGUUGGAAUUUGAUCAUUGAUAAUUUAAUGACACAAGAUAAAAGUACAUUUAAAGAAGCAUUAGCUCGUCUUGUAUUCGCUCAACCGGGUGGUUUAAAUUUAUUUACUAGUAAAGAGAGUGAAUAUGAUCUGCGUGCUGCCUGUUUGAAAAAAUUAUCUUAUCUAGUCUAUGCAAGUGAACCGGAUCAAUACGCGAAAGCAAUGCCUGAUUUAUUAGAACGUCUUGCUGAAUGUCUACGUUUAGGUCAAGGUAUAAUUCCAGUGGUUCAUACUCAAGUGUUUUUAUUUGCUCGUGUCUUAAUAUCUCGUAUGUCAGCUAUACAAUUGAAUUCUUUAUGGCCUAUAGUUGUACCAGAAUUGUUCCUCACAUUCAAAUCCCUGUCUCAAGCAAUUCAAGAAUGCGUUUCUAAAAUUCAAUCAAGGAAAGCCAAACUUGAUGCCUCCACGUCGUCGUCAUCAUCAUCAUCAUUUCUGUCUACUUCACAAAUGAAUUUGUAUAUUAGUGCAUGUAAAUUGUUAGCUACAAGUUUAUUAUAUCCAGAAUAUAGACUGCCACAAUUUUCCUAUUAUCAAUGGGCAUUUGUCAAAGAUAUAACAUUUGAUAAUUUAACUAACCAAGAAGAAAUGACAAAUGUCGCCACAGUGAAUAACAAUCGAAGAAUAUCGUUUCUUCCGUUCCUUUCCGAUGUUCUAACACAAAUUGAAAAAUUACAAGAAGUUGACAUAUCGAAUGGUAUUGAUAUAACAUCUAUGGAAAAUUCAUCUACUUUAUAUCAAAGUUGUUUCAGUAUUUUGGCUUUAGAUAAACUUGUCAACAUUUAUACACUGAAACCAUUCUUUGAAAGUUUACAUAACAGUUCAAAUGUUGAUUCAUUACGAAAUUCAUUCAAUGAUAUCCCAGUACUUGAUGGCUUCCUUCUUGAACUAGCUAUAGAAGCAUCUUUAGCUCAAGACUUUCCUGAAACUAUUGCAUCUAGAUAAUAAUAAUAAUAUCUAUUUAAAUCUUGAUUAUUACAAUUAUCAUACUUAUUACACAGAUUUACACUACCUCUUAUCUAACCAAUGAAAAUUUAAGAAACAACUUUGAAUAUUUAUGUUCCUUGGUCUAUUGAAAUCACAUAAUCGAACUUGUGCACCUAUUGUCUUUCUAACCUUCUCACUUUCUUUAUGGUUUCUUUCUUCGUUUUGUACACAAACAUCUUAAAAUUUAGGAAAUUUUAUUAUUCAAUAUGUUGUUGUUUUUGUUUAUUUGUUUGUUUGUUUGUCCUAUUGAUUCAUCUAAACACUUUACGUAAUCUAAACCCAUCAUUAAGGCUGUGGCUUUCUCUAUUUCUCAUCUUAGUUGUCGAUUUUCUUUUCUCCAUACUACUACUAUUACUAGUACCAAUACUACUACUAAUACUACUACUGCUACCACAACCACUCAUACUACUACUUUAUAAUAAAUUACCCAUAUAUAUGCUUGUAAGACACCAAUUUCCAAAGAAUAUGAAAGAUGCAAAGAUAUCAUCAUUCCUAAAUCAUCAAACAAAUGUGAUACAUAAAUGAUCCUAUUUCUUUCCAUUCAACAUUAUUGUUUCAUUUCAAUGUUUAUGUAUUUGUUUCUAUGUGAAUAUAUUAUUAAAGUAUAUGA
This is a messenger RNA of Schistosoma intercalatum, 10206 nucleotides long. The record is from the annotation of a GenBank genome assembly. NCBI's taxonomy places the organism in Eukaryota, Metazoa, Platyhelminthes, Trematoda, Strigeidida, Schistosomatidae.